AUGUUGCUCAAAGUACUAAUAGCUCUGUGCCUGGUUCUAGCUGUUGUUGCGGAGCCGCCAGUAAUUGGGUCCGAGCUUUGCCACUCCAUAGAGUCAAAGGACUGCUCUGUGUAUGAAGAGGAAGUUGUGUGCGGAUCUGACUUCAAGACCUACAGAAACAGCUGUGAAUUUGCCAAGGGUAUCUGUAGCCAUCAUGGUCAUAGUCUUCACGCUGUACACUUUGGACCAUGCCAGUAA
This is a messenger RNA of Ylistrum balloti, 237 nucleotides long. Its product is annotated as ovomucoid-like. Gene Ontology annotation, molecular function: protein binding. NCBI's taxonomy places the organism in Eukaryota, Metazoa, Mollusca, Bivalvia, Pectinida, Pectinidae. The transcript is spliced from 3 exons. The coding region runs from base 1 to 237 and encodes 78 amino acids. The record is from RefSeq and is a predicted model, not a curated record.